AUGUUUAUCACGUACCCAGUUCAAAAUAAAUCUACAUCGAUUGAGUCUGGUUCUAUGGAUCAAAACAUACAAAGCACAUUCACUAAGACCUCUCUAGUGAUUCAAGAAAUAUCAAGCCCGUUCUCUAAGCACAUUCCUAUAGAUCAGGAUUUUCAAAGCCCAUUUGUUGAAGCAAAAGUCAUACCUUCAGAAGGAGCUCAAGCUUCAAGAAGCUCUUUUGAAACACCCGAGCUGGGUAUCUCCAAAGUGAAUCUUGGUGAUUUAACUGCUCUAUUCAUUGAUUCGAAACAAUGCCUAUUUCAGAAGUUUGGUGAAGAAUUUCAACCCUUGAGUGUUGAAGGAGAAAAUAUCACUGCUUCUAGUUCAGGUCCCGUCAAUCAAACUUCACAAUCUUCAAGUGAAAGAGCUGCAAAACAUGCUCUGGAUGCUAACCUUGAUACAUUCUCAUCUUUGGGUCCUCUUUCUGCUGAAGAAAGAAGAGAGAAGAAAAUUAGGGUUGAGCAGCUGAAAGGGAAAAUGCUCUUGAUGAAGAAUUCAUACCAAGAUGCUAUGAAUGAUCACCUUGAAAUGUUCUUCAGGGAAACUGGGAAGAAGUUCAUAGAAUAA
Molecule: messenger RNA, 606 nt
Organism: Lactuca saligna
Lineage: Eukaryota; Viridiplantae; Streptophyta; Magnoliopsida; Asterales; Asteraceae
Source: the annotation of a GenBank genome assembly